Molecule: messenger RNA, 2214 nt
Organism: Symbiodinium natans
Lineage: Eukaryota; Dinophyceae; Suessiales; Symbiodiniaceae
Source: the annotation of a GenBank genome assembly
AUGAGAACCUGGGCACGAAGCGAUGAGCGCGAGAAGCUACUCGUGUCGCUGCGCGCGGAGGUCCAGGAGUCACUGCGAGGCAAGAAGAAGAAAAAGGAUAAGGAGGACUCAAAGUCCAAGGUGCCCAUACAUCUUGAUCGGAAGCUGGCACUUCUCAAGCUGCGGGACAUCUCUUCCACUGGCUUGCGGGAGAUGCUGUGGCACGACGAGGAGGUGCAGAAGAUCCUUCUGUGGUCCGUGGAGGAGAGUCAGCCGGAGCUGGCCCAGGUUCUUGCACUGGCGAUCUUCGUACAGCUCACCUCAUCUGCCCGGAACUGCGAAGCACUCCUGCACAACGAGGAGGUGCGUGCCAGCCUCAUCCGAAGGGCGCAAGAGUCUGGCGAGGUGGGAGAGAAGGCCUUGUUGGCACUCAAAGGCCUCACAAUCGCCGCCUUCCAGGGGGACUAUGAGGACGUUCGGAAUGUGCUCGGACUGGCCGCUGGCAAAGGGCGCAUGCCAUCACAGCGGAUCGAGGUCUUUCGAGCUCUCUGGAGCGCGGCGGUCGUCUCUGAAAGUCCAGAGCUUUUCUUUGGCAACACACGCAUUUGGCCCACGGUCUGUGAGAGUAUCGAGCCCACGGAGCCUGCUGAAAUUCGAGAGAAUGUUCUUGGCCUACUCGGAGCUUUAACACAGCAGGCGACAGGUCCCCACUUUGUGUGGCACGAUGAAGGCUUGCGCGAGCAUCUCCUUACGAGCACGACGCGAUCGCAGCCAAGCACUGUUCGCAGUAGAGCUCUGAUGGCUCUUGCAGGCAUUGCCCGAGAGCCCGAGAUGCGAUCUGCCAUUUGGGCCUACGUGUCGGUGGAUGCGACCAGGAAGCUGACGGAGGAUGAGGAGGAAGACGUCAGACACGCUUCAAGCGGAAGGAAGCGGACUAGAACUGCAAGCGACGUGUCGGAUGUAGACGCCGCCUCAGACCACCCUGAGGCGAAAAACGCAGCAGAGAUGGAGAAGCCUUCGAUGAAAGACAGUCUGCUUGCGGCUGCUUCCAGAAUCGAGCUCUGCACAGUCCGGUCGCCCGCCUUGAAAGUGUUGCUCGAAAUUUCCUUCGAGGAGGAGUUCAUGAUGGAGUUGGUGGACAGCGGCGUCGCAGAGCUCUUGCUGGAUGCGUUCCACGAUCAGCGGCUGCAGCCUAAAGAGCGCAAGCUCUGCCAGCAUGGCCACAACCGCAUCAUUGAAUGGAACGAGGCGCGCAUCGCAGAAGAGCUUCGGCUUGAAAGAGAGUGCGAAGCUCGAGAGAGAGCCGCGAUGCUUUGGGAGGAGGACUACCAGGUUGUACUUCGGGAGGCACCUGAGAUGAAGCGUGCAGAUGAAGAAAGCUUUGCCUCCGAGGAGUGGUCGAAGGCUGAUCGGGAGUUGAAGGCCAUGGUAAAGGAGGAUGACUGGUCUUCAGAAGUGAACAAGUACUUGAAGUUCCUACUGGAGAUGAACCGACAGUGCAUGGAGUUGGAAGAUGAGCUAUCCCAUCAGGUUCGAAAGCAGGAAGAGGAAAGGCUUUUUGCGUCCAAGAUCGCAGCCGCUCGCGAGCGUGCAGCUGAAGCAGCGAUAGCUGCUGCCGGGGCCAUGAAGCGCGUGGGCGGCGAUGCGGUUCUUCAAGCUCGAGAUGCUGGAGAGGCGGCUGGCGCGGCGGCCGCCAAACUUGGCAUGGGGCCCUUUAUCCAAGCAGCCUUUGCAGGCUCCCAAGCAGCCUCAGCAGCAAGCAUCAAGCAGAAGCAGCCACUUUCACGAGCGGAGCAACUUGAUGAAGCUUCAAAAGCAGCGAUGCUCGUGGCAGACCGCUGCGGCAUGACAUCGCAAGAGAAGGAGAUGAUUGCUGAAGCCACUGUCGCCGCCAAAGACGCGGCGCAUCUUGAUAACGAAAGCGACAUUGCAAUGUGCUUUGCAGUCGCCUUGGCAUCCCGGUUAAGUUUGACCGACGAAGCCAGAAUCGCAGUCACAGGUGCCACAAGUGUCGACAAUGACAACAGCUCUUCGGCGUGCACCUUCCCUGGGGUAUUCUCAAUUAUGACCUCAUGGUUUCGUGGUGCACCUAAACCCCAGAUACAGUUGACAAUGUUGAGUUUCAAAAGAUGCGGUGAUGCAAGCGCCAGGUGUAGCAUCGUUUGGCCGUUUCCGUUGCAGAUGAAGGAAUUGCUAGCAGUCGCGCUUUGGUGGUCGACGCUUCCAAGGAAAUGA